Messenger RNA from Chiroxiphia lanceolata (lance-tailed manakin), 3429 nucleotides. It is a transcript of the gene ZNF341, whose product is annotated as zinc finger protein 341. NCBI's taxonomy places the organism in Eukaryota, Metazoa, Chordata, Aves, Passeriformes, Pipridae. Bases 171 to 2864 code for a protein of 897 amino acids. The record is from RefSeq and is a predicted model, not a curated record. The transcript has 15 exons.
GCGGCGCGGUGCCUGCCCGGUCUCCGCGGGCUGCAGCGGCGGCACCGAGUUAAACGCUCCCCCCUCCCCAAAACCAGCCCCGGGGCCGCCCCCGCCCCUCCCGCGCUGAGGGCGCGUUGCGGGCGGAGGGCGCCCCCUGGCGGCGCGGCCACUCCCGCCGCCGCUCCAAGAUGGCGCAGGCGAUCUUCGAGGCGCUGGAAGGAAUGGAUAAUCAGACAGUGCUGGCUGUGCAGUCCUUACUGGAUGGUCAAGGAGGUGUGACAGAUCCAUCAGCUCAAAAUGUCAACUCCUCCAGCGCCAUCCAGCCCAUGGACGACGAAGACGUGUUCCUCUGUGGGAAGUGCAAGAAGCAGUUCAACUCUCUGCCUGCCUUCAUGACCCACAAGAGAGAGCAGUGCCAGGGCAGUGCCCCGUCCCUGUCCACAGUGUCUCUGGCCACCAACAGCGCGUACACCCCGUCCAUCACCUCGGUGCCGCAGGCUCCGAGCGCCGGCCGGCAGCAAAUCUCUACAUACAUCACCGUUCCCCCAUCACCUUUGAUCCAGACCCUGGUGCAGGGGAACAUCCUGGUCAGUGAUGAGGUGCUGAUGUCAGCCAUGUCUGCUUUUGCCUCCUUGGACCAGCCCAUGCCAGCGGUGCAGCCCCCGGUGCAGAGCAGCAUGAGUAUGCACGCCGGGGCUGGAUACCUGUCCCAGCCCCCCCCGCCGCCGCCUCCCCCGCCGCCGCCCCCUCCUCAGCCCCCGCCGCCUCCCCCCCCGAGCCUGGGGGCUCCGGGGCAGCCCGGGGGCACCACUGGCGUGGUGGAAGUGUACAGUGCCCCUCCUCCCAUGGCACCAGCCAGCACGGUGGAGAUCCAGACGCUGGGCAUGCAGCCCUACCCGCCCAUGGAGGUACCAAGCCAGUGUGUGGAAAGUCCCGUGUACCCCUCUCCCCCCGUGUACAGCCCUGGGAAGCAGGGGUUCAAGUCCAAGAGCACCAGUGCUCCCACUGCCCUGACCAGCACAGGAGGAGGCCCCAUGGUUGGUUUUGAUUCCCCUGCUGCUGCCAAAACUCGACGCUGCAAAAACGAGAGCGGGCUGCAGGAAGGUAAACCCAAGUCCUCCAAGCUGAAAUGCACUUACUGUGACAAGGCCUUCACCAAGAACUUCGACCUGCAGCAGCACAUCAGAAGCCACACAGGUGAGAAGCCCUUCCAGUGUAUCGUGUGUGGCCGAGCCUUUGCCCAGAAGUCCAACGUGAAGAAGCACAUGCAGACCCACAAAGUGUGGCCUCCAGGGCUGGGCUGCACCAUCUCCCGCAACUCCAUCACAGUGCAGGUCAUGGCCCUGAAUCCCAACCAGCCAGAGGACGAGGAGAACACAGGUUUGCCUCAGCCCUCAAGGAACCCCAUGCUACCACCCCAAGAGCUGAGCCCCUUGGAGGACAGCGAGGCAGGCAAACUGGAGGCCAAGCAGGUUGUCUUGAUAGACAGCUCUUACCAGUGCCAGUUCUGCCCCAGCAAGUUCAACACCUAUUUCCAGCUCAAAUCACACAUGACACAGCACAAGAAUGAGCAGGUGUACAAGUGCGUGGUGAAGACCUGCGCUCAGACCUUCCAGAAGCUGGAGUCCUUCCUUGAGCACAUCAAGAGCCACCAGGAGGAGCUGAGCUACCGCUGCCACCUCUGCAGCAAGGACUUCCCCUCCCUGUACGAGCUGGGCGUCCACCAGUACUCGCACAGCCUGCUGCCCCAGCACAGCCCCAAGAAGGACGUGGCCGUGUACAAGUGUGUGAAGUGUGUCAAUAAAUACUCCACCCCAGAAGCCCUGGAGCACCAUCUGCAGACGGCAACGCACAACUUCCCCUGCCCUCACUGCCAGAAGGUGUUCCCCUGCGAGAGGUACCUGCGCCGCCACAUCCCCACGCACGGCGGGGGCAGCAAGUUCAAGUGCCAGAUCUGCAAGAAGUUCUUCCGUCGGGAGCACUACCUCAAGCUGCACGCCCACAUCCACUCGGAACUGUGGAAUUUGGCCCUGGAGAGCAGGAGCAAUGUGCAGCAUGGAUUGUACCCAUCAGGCAGGGAAGUUUGGGGAAGUUUAUAUUGGGCACAGCCACCAUGGUGGAUCCUGUCCGUGGCUGGAGCAGCCCUGUGUGGCUGGACCAUCCCUGACUCUCGGCCCCUCUUUUGCCCAGGUGAGAAGCCCUUCAAGUGCUCGGUGUGCGACGCCGCCUUCAAUCGCAAGGACAAGCUCAAGCGGCACAUGCUGAUCCACGAGCCCUUCAAGAAGUACAAAUGUCCCUUCUCAAGCCACACGGGCUGCAAUAAAGAGUUCAACAGGCCUGACAAGCUGAAGGCUCACAUUCUGUCCCAUUCAGGGAUGAAGAUCCACAAGUGCCAGUACUGUAACAAGUCCUUCAGCCGCCGCGCCCACAUGGUGGAGCACCAGCGCUCCCACACCGGCAACUACAAGUACCGCUGCCCCACCUGCAGCAAGGGCUUCACGCGCCACAAGUACAUGAAGGACCACAAGUGCCGGCUGGGCUCGCCCAAGGACAAGGACCUGCAGCUCAGGAAGCCCCAGAAGAAGCGGGUGGCCCGGGGGGGGCGCAAGGCGGGCCUGGCCCUGCCCGGGCUGGCCGAGCUGAAGGACGGCGGCGCUGCCGGGGAGAGCCCCCCCGAGGGGGGCCCCGACAAAGAGCCCUUCCAGCAGUCGGACGCCGUCCUGUCCAUCGUGGUUGGGGGGUCGGGAGCUGCCGACUCGGACCUUGUCUCUGGGCAGCCCAGCAGCAUGGCAUCCAACCUGGCCCUGGCAGAGCUGCAGGCGGGCUCGGACGGGCCCUGCACCAUGCUGGCUGUCCCUGUGUACAUCCAGACCACCGAGUGACCGUGCCCAGAGCCACUGUGUGGCUGUUGGACUCGGUGCUCAAAUCUAUCCCAGUGAAAAAGACCAAAGCUCUGGUGGGGAGGUAGAUGGAUAUGGGAGAGGAUGGCUUUCAUCUCCGCUGAGUCUUCCCAUCCUCGAGCAGAGGACUGCUUGGAAGCCACUGGUGGCUACGAGGCACUGAAGAGGGUGGCUCCAUUAUUUCUUGUCCCUCUGCAUCACCGGUCUGCUUAGGGCAAGAAAGACAAAGAUCCCUGAAUCAGGGUAAGAAGAAGGAGCGUGCAAACCUGCAACACACAGAGCUGCUGAAAUCUGGUGGCUUUGCAAAUCACAGCCUGUCCCAUCUGUGGUUUUUCUGGCCUAAAAGCUGUAUUGCCCAGUAUUUGGGUGGCCCUUCUGAGAGCAAGCAAUUGAUCCUUCCUAGUGGAAGCGAGUUCAUCCUGAGAUCCUUUGGGAACACUGUUCAGAAAUACCCUGGUAGACUUGUGUCUGGUAUCUUCUCUCUGUGUCUCUCAGUAGAAAGAUCACCGUGUCUGUACCACAGGAGUUAUAAACACCCUGGGCCUCA